This is a messenger RNA of Moneuplotes crassus, 2551 nucleotides long. Lineage: Eukaryota; Ciliophora; Spirotrichea; Euplotida; Euplotidae. The record is from the annotation of a GenBank genome assembly.
GUUCGAUGAGAUGCUUGGCCUUGAUCAACAGAGGAGAGAGGACUUCACAACUGGAGGAAACAAAACAUUAAACUUUAGAAUCGAGUCUUGUGAGUUCCUUAGUGCUGCCAAGUACUACAUCACAUGACAGUUAGAUGAAUAUAAUGAGAAGAAGAGAACUGAGCUAUCUGAUGAGCUGACUAAUCCAUUGUUCAUAUCUAAUAAUUUUACCUUUCCUCUUCCUACAGGAAAGAUCGAAAUGUGGCAGAGAUGUGUAUUCGGCCUUUAUAUGAUCAUUAAAAAUAAGUAUAAUUACAAAAAUGAAGCUAAAUGAGUUGGAGAAACAGUGUUAGAUUUAGGUCAAUUAGCCACAUUGAUCAACUCUCCUGAUAAUUUAGGAGUAAAGCAAUCUCUCUCAUUUACUAAACACCAUCAAGGAGAGGAGCUCCAAGUUGGACGAUUCAACAUUACAAUUUCUAUCGAAAAUGAUUACUCAAAGGCCAGAGGGCAGGAAGGAUCCUACUUUAAUGGAGCUAUUGAUGAACCAAUCGAAGCAACUAGCAUGGUCCAUCAUAUGCCACCUGAAAAAGAAGAUUAUGUAUGGAGACUUCGGAUUGAUUUGAGAUGUUGAAUUGAUGCUCCAAUGAAUAUAGCAAAUGCAACCAAACUUCCUUCUUGUUAUGCGGAAUUUGGAUGGUCUAAGGAUGCUCAUACAAAUCCUUCUGCAGAGGACAGAAUGCUUUCUCUGCUCAUACCUCAAGAGAGACAUCCUCACUGGAAUCAGCAGCUAUUAUACCAUAACCCUGCUCAAAGUACAGAAAGAGAUGGGUUCUUUUGGAUUACUCUCUAUGACAGAGAUAAUAAUUAAAAUCCAUUCGAAUAUUUUUACAUCCCAAUGAAAUUCUUCCAGCAAUUCAAGCCAGCACACUUGCAGAUCCAAUGAGAGCCAAAUGAUUUUGCUUCCCAACCUACUCUGUUCAUCUCUCUAACUUUAGAAGAAGAGAUUGAAAGUUUUGUUGACACGCCUUGCACAGUUGCCCUUAGAUGGAUCGACUUCGAUCCUCUUCCUCUAAAAACGAGGAACUUCUGAGUUAUCAUGACAACCGACGAUAAAGCUCCAGAGAAUGACCCCUUCAUCAAAGUUGAUCUUCGUGAAGAACAAGCGAUUGCAAGAGCAUUCAAAUUUACGAAUGAUUUUAGCAACGAGAUGUUCAUCAGCCCUUGGUAUAGAAUGCCACCAGAUCCAAUUAAGAAUAAAUUCAGCUCAUUAUGAUAUUUCCUUGUCCCAAAAUCGUACCUUGAUAAAAAUGUUCGGUUCUUUGUGGUUGUCAAAGAUGAUAAUAAAGUAUCAACACAUGGAAUGCCUAACCUUGUAGUUGGGACAACUGAUAUAGCUGACCAAGAACUGAGAAGAAGUUUGUAUUCUACAGACCAUGACUAUUACACCUUCCCAGUUAAUUAUUUCCCUGACUUAACCAUUGUGAAACAUCUUGUUAUGUCAAAGUGCAAAAUUGACGUCUCUUGCCACCCAAUUGAGGUAGUAGACAAGCUUAUCCUAGACACAAGAGGUCAAAGCAGAGUAAGAUCCCGAAAAGUCAGAAGGCCAGAUCACUUAGAUAUCUACGAUGAAAAAGAUAGAUGGCAGUUACUUUCAAAAGAUGUUGCUCAAAAGCAAGAGCUAAUCCAUAGAAUCAUGAAAGAUAAUAAUGAAAGAUCCCUUAAGUUGAGAGAAACUGGUAAGGAAGUCCUUGACCUCCGUAAACAGCUCAAGCUCCUUAAAGUUGAGAACUUUAAUAUUGCAAAGAAGGUGGAAACUUUGAAGGAAAUUGACAGUAAGAGUAUGAUCACUGCAGACAUUAAGGAUAUGCACUACGCUGAUGUUAAAAAUAAGCUUCUUAAACUAGCCCAAGCCUAUAACACUGAGAAAAUGAGAAACAACGACUAUGAAACCAAGCUACGUAAAGCUCAUAAGAUGGAAGAAAAGCUUCUAUUGUAUGAAAAAGAUCAUUCUGACAAAGCUGAAAGGCUACUUCAGCAACAAAGCGAGCUUAAAAAGGCAAGUGUGUACAAUGACACUAUCAAAAAGCAAGAAGUAAUCAUUUCGAAACUUCAGAAAAUAUACGAGAAAAUCAUCAUUGAUAAUAAAAGAGCUGAAGAUGGAGCCUCAGAACUUGAAUAUCUCAAAGACGAUAUCAAGAGACUUCAAGUAAAGGUAAAAGAACUCUCAUUCGGAGAAAUGCAUGAGAAUUCAGAGCUAGAAAGACUAAGAAAAGAAGUUUACCAAUUAGAGCAUCUUCUUAUUGAACUCAAUGGAGAACGUAUGACCCAGAACGCUCAAAAGUCUAAGAUAGAUGACUAUGAAGAGGAUAAAAUUGAGCACGAAGUUCAUCUCCAAAAAGCUAGAGCAAGGUGCGAAGCAGUCGAGACUGAACUAAAGCACGAAAGCACCAGAUUUGCACAAGAAAUCGCUCAACUCGAAACAAUCCUGGCCGAAAAGAACGCUACUCUCGAAAACAUGACAUUCCCAAACAGAGACGUGAACAGAUAUUCCCCUGGCAAAAAGCCCUACUAG